GCAUUUUUUUCACUUCAUGUUCAGUCUGUUCAGAAUAUUUUAUUCCAAUUUACGUUGUGCUUGCCAGUUGCAGGACAGUCAAAUUACAGUCAGUGACCCCGUACCGUGCUGUCGUUACUGGGGCUGAAGAAUCCUUUCUUCGUACGGAGCUGAGAAUUCUUGCCACUUUGGUUAGCAUUUGUUUCAUAAUGGCCGAAGAAGCUGAAUUGGACUGGGCUAAUCUUUCGAAAUGGAAGGUUCCGGACUUGAAGCGGGAGCUGGCCAACCUAGGCUUGCCAGUCAAGGGCAAGAAGGAUGAGCUGGUUGCAAGAUUGGAACAGCACUUGACUCAAGGUGAUGAUGAAGCUGAUCUGACUAAUGACAGCGGUACUCUCCCUGAGGACCUUGGAGAGGAAGAAGAUGGUGACGUUGCACAGCAGGCGGAGGAAGAGGAGAACGCAACGGCUGCGGCCGACGAGGAUCAAAGUGCCCAGGAUGAUGCUACCGAUGCAGCAGCACCAGCUGAUGCGUCCGGCGCUGAAGCGACAUCCACUGUGCCUGACAGCACUGGGCCUAAGAGUGUUGCAGUUCCUUCAUCCACUACUUCUGACAAUCUCACCGAAGAAGAGAGAAAAUUGGAACGUGCCAAGCGCUUUGGCGUGAAGUCAGAGGACACACGCAAAGCAGAGAGAGCCGAACGCUUUGGCUUGAAUGCAGAGGAGAAGCGGAAGGCAGAGCGGGCCUCCCGGUUUGGCCUUCCCGCAUCCGCUGAUGACAAGAAAGCGGAUCGAGCCAAACGAUUUGGGGCGUCCGCAAACGGGCCAGCAGCUUCUUCCACCGCCAGUUCAGCUGAUAUUGACAAGCUGAAGAGCAGAGCAGCACGUUUCGGAGGCGAGGUCACCUCGGCACGAUUGCAAAAGGCGACAGAAACAGAAGCAAUGAAGAGGCGAGCAGAGCGUUUUGGACCUGCUGACACUGUAGAGGCAAAGAAAGCUAAGAGAGCUGACCGCUUUGGCUCACAGUAAGCGUGAAUGUGUGUGUGUGUGUGAACAUGUACCCGUGGCUAUGCAGUAGCAAGAGCUUCAGCAGCACUGGCAGCUACAGCAGAGAAGCACCUCAACUAGUACGAUGUCCUCGGGUCAUCAAGGUGUCUUUCUGCAGAUGGCCUUCAGCCACUGUCUUGACAUGCCUAUGCGUACAUCUCUUGUAUUUGUCCUUCUAUUCGUGCAGAUUUUCACGCGUUCGUGCUUUGAGUCGAACAGUGCUCACACUGCAUACAAUGAAUGCCAUGUAUUGGAAUUUGAAAUAUUGUAUUCUGCUCCAUUCUCUAUACGAACUGGCAUACAUGCUGAUUGUGUGUGGCUGUGUAUCAGUGUGUGUGUGUGUGUGGCUGUGUGCGUGUGUGUGGCUGUGUGUGUGUGUGUGCGUGUGUGUGUGUGUGUGUGUGUGCGUGCUUGUCCUCUAUAGCCAGUCCAUAGGUUUCGUUUAUAGUGUUAGUCACCCAAUGCAUUUUUUUCUUUCUCUUUCCUCAAGGCAAAUGCCUCUGUAGAAGUGCUCAUUGCUCUUAUGUGAGUGGGUGUCGUGUAUGGUGUGUGAGCGCUUGAAUGACUCUGCAGUGCAGGGUGUGAAGCAGUUUCUACAUGCAGUA
This is a messenger RNA of Sycon ciliatum, 1627 nucleotides long. Its product is annotated as SAP domain-containing ribonucleoprotein-like. Gene Ontology annotation, biological process: poly(A)+ mRNA export from nucleus. Gene Ontology annotation, cellular component: nucleus. The coding region runs from base 189 to 1004 and encodes 271 amino acids. NCBI's taxonomy places the organism in Eukaryota, Metazoa, Porifera, Calcarea, Leucosolenida, Sycettidae. The record is from RefSeq and is a predicted model, not a curated record. The transcript has 10 exons.